GAGGGGAUGUACGAAUUCCCGCCCGAACAACUGUGCGACAAGAUAGCGGGGCGGGAGGGGAAAAAGGGAAGGACGAAAAGCACAUACGUUGCACUGCCUCGAGCCACUCGCUCCACUCAGACUCGCUCCAGCCCCAGCGUGCUGGUCGACUCCCGUUUAAAAGCUGAUGUCAGAAGCACCGCCAAGGAAGAUAUGGCCGCCCCUGGGAUGAAAGACUCAUCUCGUAAGCCCAAUCAUCGGGAGGCCUUGCAGCGCCAAACCCAAGCCGACUGGGAGAACAGAGCUGAUAUCGAAGUUAUCACUGGAAGCAUCAAGAAGAUUGCAGAUUUCCUCAAUACGUUUGAUGCAUCUUGUAGGUACAGACUUGCUCUCCUGAAUGAAAAGCUUACAACACUGGAGAGGAAAAUUGAGUAUCUUGAAGCUAAGGUGACCAAAGGAGAUACUCUGACAUAA
Molecule: messenger RNA, 453 nt
Organism: Darwinula stevensoni
Lineage: Eukaryota; Metazoa; Arthropoda; Ostracoda; Podocopida; Darwinulidae
Source: the annotation of a GenBank genome assembly